CUUUUCUUUUCUUGAUCAAACCUUAUGUUAUCUUUUGAAACUGGAACUUAUGACACUUCUUGGCUGUUUUCCUUUAAAUGUUGUUUUAUCAAGUGCUGUUCGCAACUUGCUUACUUAUCAUUCUGGGUAUAAACAACUGAGGGAGGCUUAUGUGACCGUAGUGGUCAAAAUGGUCGAUGACAUGUACACCCAAUCAGACUUUUUUUUUUCUUCUAACAUACAAGUUUCUAGCACAAAAUACCAUUUUUCUUGAUUGUUAAGAUUCUUGGCUCUGGGGAUCUCACAUUCAGGGUAGAUAAAGUGUAUUUUCCCUGGUCAAUCAUUUUAGUUGAAGGGGUGGAAAUCAAGCAGUGAACUUUGGGAAUUAGCUGUUGCAUGGGGAAGGAACUUUCUUCAACAAUGAUAAGAAGUGGUGUUCUGCCUCUGUGGAAGAAUAUGGGCAACAGUCCUAUAUGGGGUUUAUUCAAGAGCCCAAGGGGAAUUUUCAAGAAAGAUGAAUUAGGCCUUGAGAUAGGUCAGAUUGCGUUGCCAGCAGCGCUGGCUCUAACUGCUGACCCCAUUGCUUCUCUUGUUGAUACUGCAUUUAUCGGCCAUAUAGGUCCUGUGGAGCUUGCUGCUGUUGGAGUUGCCAUUGCUAUUAUUAAUCAAGCAUCAAAAGUUGCAAUAUUUCCGCUUGUUAGUGUGACAACUUCUUUUGUUGCUGAAGAAGAUGCUAAAGGAAGUUCAAGAGCUGAAUAUCGGGAGACUGAAAUGGCAGAGAAACAAUCUGCAUCAGAUAAUGAAAAGGAACAGUUGAUGCCAAAAAUGGAAAUGACAGGUGGCAUGGCUACUAAAAGACAUAUAUCAUCAGCUUCAUCAGCAUUGAUUAUUGGUGGCGCUCUUGGCCUCAUCCAAGCUGUAAUCCUCAUUUGUACAGCAAAACCACUGUUGAGUUACAUGGGUGUGAAAUCAGAUUCUCCUAUGCUGAAACCAGCAGUGAGGUACUUAACAGUGAGGUCGCUUGGAGCUCCAGCUGUUCUUCUCUCAUUGGCAAUGCAAGGAGUUUUUCGAGGUUUUAAGGACACGAAAACUCCUCUAUACGCUACCAUGGUUGGAGAUGUGGCAAAUAUCAUAUUGGAUCCAAUUUUCAUCUUCUUGUUCGGUUUGGGAGUAAGCGGUGCUGCUAUCGCCCACGUCUUAUCUCAGUACUUGAUUUCAUUGAUACUCAUGUGGAGAUUGAUGGAACAAGUCAAUCUCUUACCUCCGACAAUCGAAGACCUUCAACUGUCUCGGUUUCUCAGGAAUGGACUUCUGCUAUUAUUCAGAGUGAUAGCUGCAACUUUCUGUGUGACGCUGGCAGCUUCUUUGGCUGCAAAACUUGGAUCAACGUCCAUGGCUGCUUUCCAAAUCUGCUUGCAGGUUUGGCUGGCGACCUCCUUGCUUGCUGAUGGUUUGGCUGUGGCCGGACAAGCCAUCCUGGCCAAUGCAUUUGCAAGAAAUGACUAUGAGAAGGUCAUGGCUACUGCUUCUCGUGUUUUACAGUUGAGUUUGGCUCUUGGGCUGAUUCUGUGUAUUGUUGUUGCCAUUAUACUACAAUUUUCAUCGCGACUCUUUACAGAUGAUAUAAAUGUCCUUCGCCUUCUACAGUUGGGCAUCCCGUUUGUGGCAGUGACUCAACCGAUCAAUUCGCUGGCUUUUGUUUUUGAUGGAUUGAACUAUGGAGCAUCUGAUUUCACAUAUUCUGCUUACUCAAUGGUUUUGAUCGCUGUAUUCACGAUCAUAUGCCUAUUCCUGCUAUACUCGAGCAAUGCUUUUGUCGGUAUAUGGCUUGCAUUAUCUAUCUUUAUGAGUCUCCGAGCAGUCGCUGGAUUCUUGAGGAUAGGAACAAGAACAGGACCGUGGAGCUUCCUUCGUGGUUGAUCACUCCCCCUGAAUACUUCACAGGCCUAUUUGUUUCAUUUUCAUUCACUUGUAUGUAGCUGUGUGCAUAAAAAUCUCUAUGUAAAAAUAUUAUUUCAGAAGUUUAGGAGCCUAAAUUUGACAAACGAGUUUUCUUGAACUAUGAACGAUAACAUAAUGAGUCGGUAUGUUAGUAUUUUUUUA
Sesamum indicum (sesame) is the source of this 2082-nucleotide messenger RNA. The record is from RefSeq and is a predicted model, not a curated record. NCBI's taxonomy places the organism in Eukaryota, Viridiplantae, Streptophyta, Magnoliopsida, Lamiales, Pedaliaceae.